CCAUUGUCAAUUUUCCAUGAUUAAAUUCUGGUUAGUUAUUAUUGGACUUUUCACUUAUAAACAAGCAUAAUGAAGACUUUUGGUGUAAUAUUGUUGUCAUGUUUUGCUCUAACUUUGCUAAUUGAUGUUACAAAUGGCUCAAACAGUUUCACUAUUGACUAUGAAAAUGACCGCUUUCUCAUGGAUGGCUUACCAUUCCGUUAUAUCGGUGGAGAGAUUCAUUAUUUUAGGGUUCCUCAAGAAUACUGGUUUGAUCGUUUAUUCAAAAUGAAAUCAGCCGGUAUAAAUGUGCUACAAACGUAUAUUGAAUGGUCUGGCCACGAACCAAGAGAAGGUGUUUACAAAUUUGACGGUAAUUACAAUGUUACUCGAUGGAUUGAAGAAGCUCAAAAGGCUGGUCUUUACGUUCUUUUGCGUGUUGGACCUUACAUUUGCUCUGAGCGAGACAUGGGAGGAUUACCUUGGUGGCUAAUGAAAUAUGAUUUACAAUUACGACGAAACAAUGAUAUCUACAUGAAAUAUGUGAAACAAUGGUUUUCUGUGUUGUUACCCAUGAUUAAACCAUAUCUUUAUCAAAAUGGUGGACCCAUUAUUAUGGUACAAUUGGAGAAUGAAUACGGUUAUUACAGUGCUUGUGAUAACAGUUACAUGUCAAGCUUACGAGACAUUGUUCGUUCACAUUUGGGUGACGAGAUUAUCUUGUAUACAACAGAUAAUCCAGGUUUAUUGGCUUGUGGACUGGUUGAUGAUGUUUUUGCUACAAUUGAUUUUGGAACCAACACUCAACCCGAUGAUCAAUUCAAAACACUUCGGGCUCACAGAGCCUCUGGUCCAUUGGUUAACUCAGAGUUUUGGAUUGGGAAUAUCGAUACCUGGGGAACUCAACACUUAACCAAACCUGUAGAUGAAGUUACCAAAUGGCUGGAUGUUUUAUUGUCUUAUGAUAAAAAUAUGUCUUUAAGCAUGUACAUGUUUCACGGAGGAACUUCAUUUGGAUUCGGAAGUGGUGCUAAUAAUGGAGGUUAUCUACCAAGACCAACCACUUAUGAUGUCGAUGCAUUAUUAGAUGAAGCCGGUGAUCCAACUGAGAAGUAUCGAGCUGUUAAAAACGUCAUUUCAAAGUAUGCACCUGUCUCUAAAGACGACAUUGAACCAAGUCCUAAACUGUCGAUUGGACCGAUCGACGCUAAACUGGAAAUGGAUUUCACUCAACUCUUUUCACAGCAAUUUUGGAAGAAGGUUGACUCUGAUUCGCCUCAACCAUUUGAAUACCUUGGAUCUCGUAAUGGACUGAUCCUUUAUUCAACUACAAUUGACUUCAAGUCUACAUCUCCUUCAAUGUUAACCAUUAAUGCAUUAAGAGAUCGUGCUUAUGUUUACAUAGAUAAAGUAUUUCAAGGAGUUGUAAGUCGCCAAGAAAAGAGUUUAGCAAUUCCAAUCAGAGCUGAAAAAGGAAGUCGCUUGGAUUUGAUUGUUGAAAAUCAGGGGAGAACUUACUUUGGAGAUGAAAUAAGUCAACAUAAGGGAAUCUUUGGAAGUGUUACACUUGGAUCAAAAACAUUAACCAAAUGGUCUCAUUACUUUAUUGAUGAUUGGGAAGAUUUUACAUCUUUAUUGAAAUUUGAUGCAAACGUGCCUAAACAACACAGUGGACAUAAUUCAAAGAAUGCUUUGCAUCCAGCAAUUUUAAAAGCUGAAUUUGUUGUACCAUUUACAAAGACGUAUGACACUUAUUUCAAUCCAACCAAUUUAUCCAAAGGCUUUGCAUAUCUUAAUGGGAAAUGUCUUGGAAGAUAUUGGCCAACAAAUGGUCCUCAAAUCACACUUUAUACACCAGGAGUGUGGUUAAAACCGAGCCCUCAAGUCAAUCAGUUGAUUUUGGUUGAACUAGAAGAUCCACCGUGUUUAAUCAGCAACGGAACUUGUCAACUAACUUUUGAUGAUCAUCCAACUCUAAACGGAGAGACUCCAGUAAACUGGUGAACAGAUGCAAUCAAUAAACCAUAUUAUUAAGUUUUAACACCAUUCUUAAGUGACUUUGAAUCUUAUUGUAAAGAAAUAUUACAUUUAUGAUUAUUAGAAA
This is a messenger RNA of Tetranychus urticae (two-spotted spider mite), 2083 nucleotides long. RefSeq names its product beta-galactosidase-1-like protein. Gene Ontology annotation, biological process: carbohydrate metabolic process. The record is from RefSeq and is a predicted model, not a curated record. Gene Ontology annotation, molecular function: beta-galactosidase activity. NCBI's taxonomy places the organism in Eukaryota, Metazoa, Arthropoda, Arachnida, Trombidiformes, Tetranychidae.